Molecule: messenger RNA, 3008 nt
Organism: Fusarium verticillioides 7600
Lineage: Eukaryota; Fungi; Ascomycota; Sordariomycetes; Hypocreales; Nectriaceae
Exons: 4
Coding region: 1-2937 (978 amino acids)
Molecular function (GO): ATP binding; ATP hydrolysis activity
Source: RefSeq, a predicted model, not a curated record
AUGAAGCUCGUCGAUCGGGCCAUUACGUACUUGGACUGGAUCUCAGAACAGGCAGCUGACCCUGAUGAGGAGCUUUGGGACGGUGACAUAUCAGAUGAAGAAGUCUUCCAAACAGCGGUUACAGAGUUUGUUGCAGAACUGAAGGAGGCGAUAGUCAAGACAACCGAUUGCUUGGUGGGGUCUCAGAAGCGACGAUUACAAGAGGACUUGCUAUCUCAAGUCAGUGCAGUCGAAGAGGAAGUAAGAAUAGAGAUUAAACAGGACUUCUGGCUGUCGAGAAGCGAUUUAUACAGCUUGGAAGAGGAGGAAAGCCAAUCAAACCAGUCAGCAACCGAGGAGCAGACAGCACAAGCCGAACAAGCGGAAGCAGCAAAAAAGGCCGAAGUAGAUCGACAAAAUAAAAAGAGCGAAAUCCGUGCGAAACUAUUGAAAAAGAGAGUCAGGAAACUGUGGGCGCAUUUGACAAUCUCUAGGGACGAGACUGCAGCAAGCGACUUUCGCAAGGAACAGCUACUGGCCCUUAGGUCCCCUAACGCAAAUGCGCAUGCUGAAGCAGGAAAUAGCGUUGUCCAAGGGCACCUGUCAUCAUUAACAGGACAGAGUCUUGGCAUACUGCGGAAAGGAUUGUCUAACGACGAACAAGGAAUCAUCAAACGCUUUUCGGAAAUGGACUCCCCAACCUUGGACCUCGGGGUCCCUUUGGGCUCCGCAUUGGCUUCCAAAGGAGAUGGCCCUUUUCCGGACGUCACUGGACAGAAUAGCACCAUGGAAGCAGUUGAGAUUGAGGAUAUUGCAACUCUGAGAAAGAAGGUGGAGUUACUUGAGCAGCAGCUUAGUGGUUCUCAGAACCCUACAACUAAAAGGGCCACCUACCAGAUAUUCCACUGCUUGAAAGACCAAGUUGAGGGAUUUUGGGCUACUUAUCUUGAUGAACCAACUUGGUACAUUGAUCAGAAUGAGGGAGCUAGUUUGAGGGCAAGCUCUCUUAUCCAUAAUGUAUCAGGAUAUCUUAAAAAUCAGUUGGAUACAGCAUUUGUGGUAACAAAAUUCUACAAGUCGGUUCAUCAAGAUAGGGCCAAACAAGCUAUGCGAGAUGGCCGCACUCUUCCAAAGCCGGAGUCAUUUGCAGAGUCAAUAAGGCUGUACUCCCAAGACAUGAUUACCGCAUAUAACGAGUUUGUGGACAAGCGGCCAGAGCACGAAAGAAAGGUUGAAGAUUUCAACGCUCACGAGUUCUUCAAAGCUCCUUAUUUGUCAUGGCAUCGAUGUCGUUCACCGACUGUUUUGGAGGGACUCACUUCCCAGAACUAUUAUCUUAUGAAAUUGCUCACGUCUUGGAUUGAUGACAACUAUGGUGAGCUUUAUAAUCGCGCCGAGGAGCAAAGAAAGAGGAGCAUGGUGUCACCAGAGACUUUGCAGUUUCUCAUCCGUCCAGGCGAUGUUGUCGUCUGGAAAGAAAAGAAGGAAUUAAUGGCUGUUAUAGCCGGAAAAUGGCCCAGUCUUAUCUCUGAGCCAGACGCGAACCAUGGGAGUGACUUCAACAAAUGGGCAAAGUAUCCCGAUACAAGCGAAACAACCCCUACUUGGACCUGGAGUUUCGAGUCCCGCGAGAUACAAUAUGACGGCUCGUUUUAUUACCAAAAAGGCACCACCCCAUCAACGUUAAAGGCUAAAUCGCUCCAGAGUGAAGUUUCCAUUACAGAUCUAAGCACAUAUCCUCUGGAGUAUGCAAGCGAUGAGUGGAAGUCGGAUCUUGAGAGAAGAGGGAGAACUUUCUGGAGUUGCCGAAGAAGGCGGCUUGUAUCAUACGAAGAUGACCGGGGGUUUUAUGGAAGCGGCGAGAGGUUCAUGGUUGACUUUGCCACGUACGAAGAGUUGCACUCGGACACGCCUAGCUUCAAGCGAUCAUAUCCCAUGAUUGACGACCCAGAUUGCGAAAGAAUGGUAAGCCAUUCUAUGGAUUCCGAUAAUCCACCAUCCGCCCCAGAAAUCUAUAUUUUCCCCAACUCUAUCGUUGCAUAUAACCUUCGAAGUAAGAAAUGGAUCGAUCUAGAAGUCGAUAAGAUUCGCGAAGUUUCCUGGAACAAAAAGUCUUUCAACCACCUUGUUGUUGAUGCAGAAACCAAGGAGCUUGUCCAUGCUCUUGUCACAAACCAGAUUGCACGUGAGAAUGCGACCGAUAUAAUCGACCGCAAGGGUAACGGACUUAUCAUUUUGCUCCAUGGCGGACCUGGGACAGGCAAAACCUUUACUGCCGAAAGUGUAGCGGAACUAGCAGAGAAGCCGCUCUUUCGCGUAACAUGCGGCGAUAUAGGAACAAAGCCUGAAGAUGUAGAGAAGUAUUUGGAGUCUGUCCUGCAUCUAGGGAAGAGCUGGGGCUGUGUGGUUCUCCUUGAUGAGGCUGAGGUCUUCCUGGAGCAACGGAGACUAACAGACCUAGAACGGAACGCGCUGGUUUCAGUCUUUCUCCGCGUUUUAGAGUAUUACGAGGGUAUUCUUAUUCUUACAUCGAAUCGUGUUGGAACGUUUGAUGAGGCCUUCAAAUCACGCAUUCAGCUCUCGCUUCACUACGAAAACCUGACAGAAAGCCAGCGUCGCCGCGUAUGGAAGAACUUCAUCAACAGACUUGAGAGCUUGAGUACGAGUGACCCAGCAGAUUCCUCAAAGACCUCUACUGCAGCCAAUGAUCCUAUAGACAUUGACUUUGAGGACAUCGAUUGCUACCUUCCGGAACUGGCAAAACAUGAGAUGAACGGGCGGCAGAUCCGCAAUGCGAUCACUACAGCACGGCAGCUAGCCCAGUUCAAAGGAGAGAAGAUGGCAAGCCAUCAUCUUCGGCAUGUUAUCAAGGUUUCGAACAAGUUUGAUGCAUAUUUGAGAAAGGUACAGGACGGGUUAUCCGACGACGAUGCGGCAAGGGGGUAUGGAAUAAGGUAGGACAGGAAAUAGGAAGGAUCACAAAUGAUUAGCUAUCACAUUAUUAAGUUUUCUUUCACAAUUUAACAGCA